AUGCAGCAGCGGGACCUGACCACCAACACGGUGCGGCCUGGCGUGCUGUUCCGCAUGCGACCGCCACCUUCCGUCAUCAGCACCACCGCGGCCUCUCCGAGUGCAUGGAGCAGUCCGUACCCUUCGCUGCUUCCUAGACACCUACUGGACACGGAGGCCUCGACGCCAGAUGCCAAGCGGCUCAGCCACGCAGCGACGACGCCAGGCGGUACUCCCGUGGCCAAAACAAACGUCCCAUCAAGUCGAGAGCACUUUCUUGCGCUUUACCAAAAGAGUCCCAUGCCCAAGAUCCUCAUCGCGAGGCAACAGCUCCAUCAGGCCACGACUGCGCAGACUCCACCACCGUCCUCGCACUCUGCACCCACAGCGUCGACACCGACCACUCAAACGCCGCGUCGACGCUACAUAUUUCGUUCUAACGCUCCAACAACAGCAGCAUCGCCGUCUGUGCCAUCGACACCAACACCCAAGCCGACCGCUCAAGGAAUUGCUGGACGGACAGAACCGGCCGCGUUGACCUCUUCGUCUAUCCCACUGGCAUCCCCAGCAGCGGUCACUCAUCCAUCGCCGUCAACUCGAGCUCCCAUGGCGACGAGCACCCCUCCCGUGGCCCUUCGGCCGCCCACGACCCUCCGACACCCGCUGACACCGUCCACUUCGAGGCCCCAACUUGGCCGCGGGCAGACACCCCCAACUCCUUCCGUCCGUCCUGGUUCUGCCCCCACGUCGGACUUGUCUUCGCGCGUCGGCCCCUUUCGCCGCUUGUCCUCAACGCCGCUCGCCGCUCCGCAUGCAAAGGCCCGGCUUUCAUUUGAAGAUCCCCCGCCCAUUCCACCGCACAUCCCUGCUCAGGCAGCUCCGGCCAGCAUGAAGUCCGCGCCAGUGCGAAACAUCCCCCCGGUGCGUUCAUCCCCACAGCAGCCAUCUCCACCCCCUAAACGGUCCCAACCCUCCCCCCGACGACCGACCGCUUCGACGGUACCGUCCAUACCACCCAUUCCACCUUCCGAGCCGAGUACCCUCGACACCCACGACCGGAAAGCGACUGGGGCUCCUGGUACUGACGAAGUGAAAGCUCGACACACUACGCCAUCCAAGCGCUCGUUAGUGACGUUGUUAGCCCCGCCGCCUUCCUCGACUACUUCAGACAGCCAGACGGUGUCAACUUCUUCUUCCCAUGGCGCCUCGACUGCUACGAGCAACGUACCCGUGGUCGACCUCACCGACUCGUCGUCCUCCGCACCCCCUCCAAUAUCCACGAACAUAGUGACACGAAGUACCAACACCCCGCAACGACAUCCACAACCUACAAACAAACCAGCGUCACAUACAGCGGAUACUGCUGCUGGUACUCCCAGACAGAUGGCGGCGGCGGGGUCGUCCAAGAAGCAGAAACGAGGCCUAGUACAAGCCAAAGGCCCCAUAUCCGCCAAGAAACAGCGCCAAGGAGCCGCCUCCGUGGGCAAUUCGACUGUAGAGACAGUAGUACCCACCGUGAAGCGUCGCACGCAAUCAUCGGCCGCCAAGCCGUCGCCACCACCACACAAGCCACCCAACCAAACGAGCCCCAUAAACCCCCAAAUCAGCCGUGUCCACCUAGCCGAGACAUUGCCGCCGCCCCCCGUCCACUCCCAUCUUGACCAAGCACGCGACAAGUCAGACGACGUCAUACCCCAGAAAGCUACCCAAUCAGCAGCCUCACGUCGAUCGUUAACAGCAAAACCAUAUACAAAAACCAACACUCGUCGUACCUGUGACAACGUGGCGACUCGAAAGCGAAGGCGGGAGGCAGACAGCCCCACAUCCCUCGCCAAGUGUUUAUCAUUUGACGAUUCAGACGAUGACGAAGAAGGCAGCAGCAGCAUCGACACGUCUCGUUCCCCCAGUCCAUCGACUACUCUGUCGGCGGCGGCGGGAAAACCCGUCCAAGGAGAAGAAGGCGGCGGCAGUCGUCGACGGGUGCUGGCGCUGCGCAAGUGGACAGUCGUGUGGCCGCCGCCGUCGGAUGGCCCAUCGUUGCAACUGGUGGUGCGGGGCCAAGUGAGCCAGGGCGAGUGGGAGUCGCAUGUGGUCGAGCGUAUCCGGCGUCCGCGGUUGUUUGUGUCGCAAACCACGUCACAGGACGUGUCGCUCGUGGGUCGGAUGGUGCCAACACCGAAACUGCCGGCCAAAGUGGCCCACCAGUUCAGCCAUGGCAUCCCGUCCGACUGGGUGCACAUGUUCCGAUCUGUCCUCGGCGAUGUCAAAAUCAAGUCGAUUCAUCAACCCGCCCAAAUGUCUGCUGGGUUUUCCCUUUUUCACAUGUUUCGACCUCAAAGCGACGACGACGACGACGAGGACGAUGUGACGCCCGCGAGCGCUAGCAAACUCGAACGCCUUCAGAGGCCGCCCGCACCUCCUCCGUCGUCGCUUCCCCGUCGACAGAUCAACCGGAAAACGGCGUCCAAACCAUCGAAACAGAAAACUGUCGAAUUGGAGGUGGCGCCGCCAGUGGACACUUUUUACUCUUCGUCCGAUGACAAGACACUGGUCAAGGUAAAACCGGCUGUGUCCAAGGUAUGCACAUACAUUGGCGGCGACUUCUGACAAUAUAUACGACAAUGUGAUGCAUGCUAUUCUUGUUUAGGCGGUCCCAUCCAAGCCAGAGGUCGUUCUUCAGGGGAAAACUACACGAAGCGGACGCGUCACGUCGCCAGUCAAAGCAUGGUGGAAGGCCACAGAGUAUACUAAAUGGAGUGAUUGAAAGAGGAACUGACUGAGUAUGGGGGAUUUGUUGGGAUAGGGAGGACUGUGCUACGACUGCUGCUGAUCACUGGACAACGGACCAAGUAUCAAGCUUGAAGCAAGCGAUUCACAAAGUUGACCCUAAAGAUCCCAAGUACUGGACCAAGAUUGCAAAAUGGGUCGACGGUAAAUCUGCGAUACAGUGCCAAACCAAGCAGUUUGAAAGCGUCGAGUCGACGUUCACACGACCACGACCACCGACCAAGUCUAUGAAACUCAACAAGUCCCAGUUGUCCAGGGCCGGCACCCAGCGGUUCAAGAAGCAAGUGCGCCAAUUCGUGGUCGAGGUAAAGUACUAGUGUAUUAGCUAUCUAUCGAUCAUAGUAUAUGAGGUGGACCUCUUUUGAUGUAUUGCAGUACGAAGCGGCAAACGAUGGCGGUGACGACGUGUGUGUGUCCCCUCCCACUUACCACGUCACACCGUCGACGUCGUCGAGGCUAUCGACACCGAAAUCCAUCCGCAAGUUCAAACGUCGUCACCACGUCGCAGAUGACUCGGACGAAUCAGACGCGGCGGUCCUUUUGCAAACCGUGCCGUCAUCUCAUCGCGAUAAGCUGGACGCGUACAACGGCCGCCUCUUGAACCAAAAAUACACUCGACAACAUCAUCACCCUUCUCGAUCUACUUUUCAAUCCACAAAGUCUGGGGCACACGAGGUAUCGUCCGUGCUGGUACUAGCACUACUAGUACUACUAGUACUUGUGUGUGUUGUACUAGAUGGACGAAUAUGGGGACCCAAGGACAGUUCGGCAGAGCAUCCAAACGACUGGCGCGCGACGGCUGGAAGGGGUGCUGACCCCCAGAGGUAGUAUGAAGGUGCGCGUUGUGAAGCGGACGGCCGACGACUCGUCCUAUGAGGAACUAGAUGCAGACUCGUCAGAUGACGACUAACUCCCGCCCGAUCUGUCAGUUUGACGUAGUACAGUUUCAAAAGUCAUUGUAAUAAAUAUAGCGUCCAUAUGAAGAA
Messenger RNA from Aphanomyces astaci, 3752 nucleotides. RefSeq lists its product as hypothetical. Bases 1 to 2586 code for a protein of 861 amino acids. NCBI's taxonomy places the organism in Eukaryota, Oomycota, Saprolegniomycetes, Saprolegniales, Verrucalvaceae. The transcript is spliced from 9 exons. The record is from RefSeq and is a predicted model, not a curated record.